Molecule: messenger RNA, 14983 nt
Organism: Zootoca vivipara (common lizard)
Lineage: Eukaryota; Metazoa; Chordata; Lepidosauria; Squamata; Lacertidae
Source: RefSeq, a predicted model, not a curated record
CCGUGCUGCGAGAGAAGCGGCGGCGGCAGCAGCAGCAGCAGCAGCAUCCCUCCUAGGCACGGCCAUUCCGAAGCCAGCUCGUCUCUCCCUCUUUCCCUCCCUUCUAUCCCCUCGCUCUCGCUCGUUCCCAACAGCCGCGGCUUGUCCUCUCCGCUGCUCUGCUCACUCAGUUGCUGGGGAGCGAGAGAGGGAAAAAAAAAGGGGGGGGAGGCCGCCAUGUUGGAUCCCGAGACUUCAGUGGCGGCGGCGGCAGUUUGUGCGUGAGGGCGUCAGGAGCAGCCGCGGGGCGGGGGAGAAGCGGAGGCCGAGAGGAGGAAAAGGAAACCGGCGGCUGCGGGCGGGCAAUUGCGAGGAGAAGGAGGCCGGGAAGCUGCAGCACCAGCACGUCGCCCUGAGAAGAUGCCUUAAACGCGGCACUCGGAUUGGAAAAACAGCGGCAGGGUGGGUGGGUGGGGGGAAGCCGGCUGUGUGUGUGAAGGAGCCCCCCUUAGUCACCCUGUUCCGCCUCCGCCACCCGCAAGACAAAAACAAGGAGCAGCGACAUGGAAAGGAUUUGCUAGGGAUUAUUCGCUCAGCCUCCCUUUGGCCGGCAUUUCCCCCUCCCCACUCCAAUGCACCCGCGGGAAGAAGGAGCGGCGGCCUGAGGAAAUGAAGGCUUCACCUUUCUUGUUCGGGUAGCCGGAGAGAGGAGCUGGUGCGACGGAAGAGAGAGGGAGCCCGACCCUGAGGGGAAGAAGAAGAAGAAGAAGGCUCCGUUCCCGGGGACUUUUCCUGCCCUUCUGCUGCUGCUCCUCCUCUUCUCCCCACCCCCCGCUCUCUGAAGAAUUGCCACUGAUGCAUUUUCCAAAGGGUGGUGGAGGUGGAGGUGGUGGAGGUGGAAGCCGUGGUGGUGGAGGUGGCGGCGGCGGCGGUGGAGGCGGCAGCAGCAGCAGCGGAUAUUCUCCAGCGCUAGACCUUCCCAAGCCUGUGCAUUUUGUUUUUCGCCGGGGGCCUCCCCUCUCCCCAUCUCCCUCUGCUGCUCUUGCCUUGAAAAGUGAAUCACCGGUGCAAAUUGGAUGGGGGUUUUACACUUUAAUGAUGCAGUAAGGAUUCGUUUCGGGAUUACGUUGCAUGAUCUGAAUUUUGAAUGAAGGAGACCUUUAAAAGAGAGAAUAAAAUCGCAUCCAUAUGAGAGAAGAGUGGAUUCAGUCUUGGGUUUCUUUUUAAUAUUAUUUAAAUGUAUAAAAUAUAUAUUUUCUCUUUUUAAAUGUAUUAAAAGAGAUUUUAGGGUAAUUAUUUUUCUCCAAUAUCCUGUAUAUAUAUAUAUUGUGUGUGUGAGAGAGAGUGUGUGUGGAAACAGCUGACCAAGACAGAGAACAUGGAGUGGGAAUUCUUGAGAUGCAUUGUACCUUCAGCACCAUCCCUGAAGAUGCACUGACUUUUCAAAACACUUUUUAUCAACUGUAAAACAUUCUGAUGUGUUAGAUUUUUUGAAAAUAACCAAUAAUAAUAAUUGAGGAGAGGCCCAUUAAGAACUGAAGCAAUCAUGUCUGGAGAGGUACGCUUGAGACAGUUGGAACAGUUUAUUUUGGAUGGACCAACUCAGACAAAUGGGCAAUGCUUUAGUGUGGAAACGCUGCUGGAUAUACUCAUCUGCCUUUAUGAUGAAUGUAAUAAUUCACCCCUGAGGAGAGAGAAGAAUAUUCUGGAGUAUCUAGAAUGGGCCAAGCCUUUCACGUCCAAAGUCAAACAGAUGCGACUACAUAAAGAAGACUUUGAAAUCUUGAAGGUGAUUGGCCGAGGAGCCUUUGGGGAGGUUGCAGUAGUAAAAUUGAAAAAUGCAGAUAAGGUAUUUGCCAUGAAAAUAUUAAAUAAAUGGGAGAUGCUGAAAAGAGCUGAGACAGCUUGUUUUCGAGAAGAGAGGGAUGUGUUAGUGAACGGAGAUAACCAAUGGAUUACAACAUUGCACUAUGCCUUUCAGGACGAAAACUAUUUAUACCUGGUUAUGGAUUAUUAUGUGGGUGGUGAUCUGCUUACCUUGCUUAGUAAGUUUGAGGACCGAUUACCUGAAGAAAUGGCUCGCUUUUAUUUGGCUGAAAUGGUAGUAGCAAUUGAUUCUGUACAUCAGCUGCAUUAUGUCCACCGGGACAUCAAGCCAGACAACAUCCUGAUGGAUAUGAAUGGACAUAUUCGGUUAGCAGAUUUUGGUUCUUGUCUGAAACUGAUGGAAGAUGGAACGGUUCAGUCUUCAGUGGCAGUUGGAACACCAGAUUAUAUCUCUCCAGAAAUCCUGCAAGCCAUGGAAGAUGGGAAAGGAAAGUACGGUCCUGAAUGUGACUGGUGGUCCCUUGGUGUUUGCAUGUAUGAAAUGCUCUAUGGAGAAACACCCUUUUAUGCAGAAUCCCUGGUGGAGACAUAUGGAAAGAUAAUGAACCACAAAGAGAGGUUUCAGUUUCCUGUCCAAAUGACGGAUGUGUCUGAAAAUGCCAAGGACCUAAUUCGAAGACUCAUUUGUAGCAGAGAGCAUAGACUUGGGCAGAAUGGAAUAGAAGACUUUAAAGGCCAUCCAUUUUUUUCCGGGAUUGACUGGGAUAACAUUAGAAACUGCGAAGCACCUUACAUCCCUGAAGUUAGCAGUCCAACAGAUACAUCAAAUUUUGAUGUAGAUGAUGAUUGUUUAAAGAAUUCUGAGACAAUGCCCCCACCAACACAUACUGCAUUUUCUGGCCAUCAUCUGCCCUUUGUAGGAUUCACAUAUACAAGUAGCUGUGUCCUUUCAGACCGCAGUAGUCUAAGAUAUGCAGCUGGGCAACGGGCUAUGGAUCUCGAUGCCAACGUUCAAAGGACACUUGAGGAUACCUUAGCAACAGAAGCAUAUGAGAGGCGAAUAAAGCGCCUGGAGCAGGAAAAACUUGAACUUAGCAGAAAACUACAAGAGUCCACGCAAACAAUCCAGGCCCUGCAUUAUUCAACUGUAGAUGGUCCAUUAACAGCAAACAAAGAUUUAGAAAUUAAAAGCCUAAAAGAAGAAAUCGAAAAACUAAGAAAACAGGUGACUGAUUCUGGACGACUGGAGCAGCAGCUUGAAGAGGCCAGUUCUGCAAGGCGAGAAUUAGAAGAUGCUUCCAGACACAUCAAAACAUUUGAGAAGCAAAUCAAAGCACUAAAGCAAGAAAGGGAUGAUCUUAAUAAGGAACUAAUUGAGUCUAGUGAAAGAUUAAAGGCCCAAACCAAAGAGCUGAAAGAUGCACACAGCCAACGGAAACUGGCUAUGCAGGAAUUCUCUGAGAUGAAUGAACGCCUUACUGACUUGCAUUCACAAAAACAGAAACUUACUCGUCAAGUCAGAGAUAAGGAAGAAGAGAUGGAAGUGGUGAUGCAAAAAGUAGAAAGCUUGAGGCAAGACCUACGCAGAACAGACAGAAUGAAAAAGGAACUGGAAGUUCAUGCUGAAGCUGCAGCUGCUGAGGCAUCCAAGGACAGGAAAUUGCGUGAGCGAAGUGAGCAGUACUCUAAGCAGCUGGAAAAUGAGUUAGAAGGACUAAAGCAAAAACAAGUUGGUCGCUCCCCGGGGGUGAGCAGCACAGAACAUCAACAAGAGAUCACCAAAUUAAAAUCUGACUUGGAGAAGAAAAGCGUUUUUUAUGAAGAAGAGAUAUCUAAACGAGAACUAAUACAUUGUAAUGAAAUAAAAAAUUUAAAGAAAGAACUGCGUGAUGCAGAAAGCCAACAACUUGCUCUCAAAAAAGAGAUCCUAAUCUUGAAAGACAAGUUAGAAAAGACAAGGAGAGAAAGCCAAAGUGAAAGAGAAGAAUUUGAAACUGAGUUCAAGCAGAAAUAUGAACGGGAGAAGAUUCUGUUGACAGAGGAGAACAAAAAGCUUUCUGCUGAGCUUGACAAGCUUACAGCCAUGUAUGAGAGACUAAGUAUGAACAACCGGCAACUGGAAGAAGAGAUGAGAGAUCUUGCUGAGAAAAAAGAAUCUGUAGCACACUGGGAAGCCCAGAUCACAGAGAUCAUCCAGUGGGUAAGCGAUGAAAAGGAUGCCCGAGGCUAUCUCCAAGCCUUAGCCUCCAAAAUGACUGAAGAACUAGAGGCCCUGAGGAACUCCAGUUUGGGGGCAAGAGCAACAGACAUGCCCUGGAAGAUGCGGCGUUUCGCAAAACUGGAUAUGUCUGCAAGGUUAGAGCUACAGUCAGCCCUUGAUGCAGAAAUACGAGCCAAACAAGCCAUUCAAGAGGAGUUAAAUAAAGUUAAAGCUUGCAAUAUUGCAACAGAAUGCAAACUACAGGAAUCUGACAAGAAGAACUCUGACCUAUUGUCAGAAAUAGAGAGACUGAAAAAAGAGACAGAAGAACUCCGAUCAGAAAAGGGUGUAAAGCACCAAGACUCACAGAAUUCUUUCUUGGCAUUUUUGAAUGCGCCUACCUCUGCUCUGGAUCAAUUUGAAAUUGAUUCUGUUGAAAAUUUUACCUUAUCUAAUACGCCUUCGCGGGAUGAAGAUAUCAAGUGUCACCUUCAUUCAAGAUCUAGGUCCCCUUCCACAGCUAGUGACAUUGAACCAAUUGAGGUUUCAGAUCAUCCUCUGCGUCCGGUUCACACACCAACCAUGAGGUCACCAUAUAUUGGUUCAGGACUCUCUGUGCCAAAGCCAAAGGCCCAUCAGUUUGUAGUGAAAUCCUUUAAUACCCCUACCAAAUGCAAUCAGUGCACAUCUUUGAUGGUUGGCUUGAUAAGACAGGGCUGUACCUGUGAAGUGUGCGGAUUUUCAUGCCAUGUGACCUGUGCAGACAAAGCACCAGCGGUGUGUCCAAUUCCACCGGAACAGACAAAGGGUCCUUUGGGUAUUGAUCCACAGAAAGGCAUAGGAACGGCUUAUGAAGGCCAUGUCCGAGUCCCAAAACCAGCUGGAGUGAAGAAAGGCUGGCAAAGAGCACUGUCUGUUGUCUGUGACUUCAAGCUCUUCCUUUAUGAUAUUGCAGAAGGAAAAGCAUCCCAGCCCAGUGUGGUAGUGAGUCAGGUUCUUGAUAUGAGGGAUGAAGAAUUCUCUGUGAGUUCUGUCUUGGCUUCUGAUGUGAUCCAUGCAAAUAGAAAAGAUAUUCCUUGUAUCUUUAGAGUUACAGCUUCCCAGCUAUCAGCAUGCAGUAACAAGUGUUCAAUCCUGAUCCUAGCUGACAGCGAGAAUGAAAAGAGCAAGUGGGUAGGAGUCCUAAAUGAACUGCACAGGAUUUUAAAGAAGAACAAGCUCAAAGAUCGCUCAGUCUAUGUUCCCAAAGAGGCCUAUGACAGCACCUUGCCCCUCAUUAAAACCACCCAGGCGGCAGCAAUCAUAGAUCACGAAAGAAUAGCUUUGGGCAAUGAAGAAGGGUUAUUUGUGGUUCAUGUCACCAAGGAUGAGAUCAUUCGUGUCGGUGACAAUAAGAAAGUGCAUCAGAUUGAGCUCAUCCCAAAUGAGCAGCUAAUUGCAGUGAUCUCAGGACGAAACCGUCAUGUACGGCUAUUCCCUAUGACAGCCCUGGAUGGACGAGAGACUGAUUUUUAUAAACUGGCAGAGACUAAAGGUUGCCAGACGAUAGUUUCUGGGCAAGUGCGCCAUGGAGCCCUUACCUGCCUGUGUGUAGCAAUGAAAAGACAGGUCCUCUGCUAUGAACUAAAUCACAGCAAGACACGUCACAAAAAGAUUAAAGAGAUCCAAGUGGCUGGGAAUGUCCAGUGGAUGGCAAUCUUUAGUGAGCGGCUCUGUGUGGGCUACCAGUCAGGAUUCUUAAAAUACCCUUUGCAUGGAGAAGGAAACCCACAUAGUUUGCUUCACCCAGAUGAUCACACACUGUCGUUCAUUGCACAGCAACCAACUGAUGCCAUCUGUGCAGUUGAGAUCUCAAAUAAGGAAUACCUGCUGUGUUUUAGCAGCGUGGGGGUUUAUGUGGACUGCCAAGGCCGAAGAUCAAGGCAACAGGAACUGAUGUGGCCUGCAACUCCUUCCUCUUCCUGUUACAAUGCCCCAUACCUCUCAGUAUACAGUGAAAAUGCCGUUGAUAUAUUUGAUGUGAACUCCAUGGAAUGGAUUCAGACUAUCCCCCUCAAGAAGGUACGUCCUUUGAACACUGAAGGAUCGCUGAAUGUCCUUGGACUAGAAACAGUGAGGUUAAUAUAUUUCAAAAACAAGAUGGCAGAGGGAGAUGAGCUGGUGGUUCCUGAGACAUCCGAUAACAGCCGGAAGCAAAUGGUCCGAAAUAUCAACAAUAAACGCCGUUACUCAUUCAGAGUGCCUGAGGAGGAGAGGAUGCAACAGAGGAGGGAGAUGCUACGAGAUCCAGAAAUGAGAAAUAAAUUAAUUUCUAAUCCAACUAACUUUAACCACAUAGCACACAUGGGCCCAGGAGAUGGUAUACAAAUCCUCAAAGAUCUCCCUAUGCCAAGCUCCCCUUAUCCACCCUCUCAUCAUCACUCCCAUCUCAUCUCUUCUCCAAGCAACUUCGAGCACGUCUAUCACAUGACUGUUAACUCAGCUGAAAAUUUCCUCUCCCGUGAUUCCAUAAACCGUGCAUAUUCCCCACCUCUACGCUCUGUCCCUCGUACACCAGCCUUUAUGAAUAUAAGGAACCUUCGACCUCAGGAAAGUCGGACCAUGUUUAGCGGUUCUGUCAGUAUUCCAUCAAUCACGAAAUCCCGCACUGAACCCGGACGCUCCAUGAGUGCUAGCAGUGGUUUGGCGGCAAGAUCAUCUGCACAAAAUGGCAGUGCUUUGCGGAGGGAAUUCUCUGGAGGUAGCUAUGGAGCAAAGCGUCAGCCAAUGGCAUCCCCUUCGGAUGGCUCCUUGUCCUCUGGCGGUUUGGACCAAGGCAGUGAUGCACCAGCGAGGGACUAUGAGCGAGAGGACUCUGACUCUCCAAGGCAUUCGACAGCUUCUAACAGCUCCAACCUGAGCAGUCCUCCCAGCCCCAUCUCUCCUCACAAGACCAAGAGCCUCUCCCUGGAGAGCUCUGACCACGCAAGUUGGGACACAUGAACUGCUUCAGCACUCAGAUUUUACAUCUCAGCAGCUUACUGUCCCCAUGACUCUCUGUUUGCUCUCACUGUCAUCGCCCCCCAGCUUCCCUCCAAAAGCAGACUAGGGGAGGGAGGGGAGGAAGAGGGUAUAUCUUGUCUUCUCUUGACACAAGCAGCGUAAGCUCCCCCCUCAUUCAAAAGUAGCAGCAAGCAAGAGAAAACCUUGAGGAGGGCAGAGCGGGGGAGGGGUUGGUAUACAAGAGAUAUUGGUAUAUUUGUAUUAGUAUCUAUUUUAUUUCAUAGGGUUACAGCUGUUUCCAUUUUUAUGGGUAUAUUCCACACCAUGCCACUGUUCCAAACAAAACAUAGUAGUGUUAGACUGACCAAAACAGAAUCUGAAAGAGAGAACCAGAUUUUGCUUUGAGGCACACAGUAUCUCAUUGUAUUUUUUCAAGAGUUAGCACAGCAACACCCACCCAUCUCUGGUGAUGGGGCAAAAUUUGCCCUGCAGGGGCAGAUAACGCACGCUUUCAGCAACCACUCUAUUUGAAUGUCAAUCUGAUUGUUGCCAGCAAAUCCUUAUUGAUUUAAAAAGAAAUGAUGCAUAUUUUACUACAGUAGAGUUUAAGUAAAUACGCAAAAUUAAGAGUUAGUACAUAUGUAUAUAAUAAAAGAAGAAGCAUUGUGAUGCAGCGAAAGAUGGAUUCCUAUUUAAGAGAUCCUUUAAUUUAAGAAGACUUGUGUUGUUCCCUUUUUCAUACUAAAUAAUCUAUGGAUUGAGGAUGUGAUCUGGAUAUAGAACAUGGCACUGGAUAAAAAGAGCCUGGAGGGAGAUUCCAUCCUCUCAAUGUUCUCUGUAACAUUACCUUCUUGUCAGUAGGUGAACUAAAGCCAUAAUUCUCACUUUUUAACUAUAUCUCCCUCUUCUACUGUCUGCUUCACUGUACAAGCAAAACUCAUGAUCUGCUGGUCAACAAGCCUGAAGUGAGCUCAAGGGCAGUUUUGCAGAGAAUCAGUAUUCAGCCCUGAGCAAAACUGAAGUAAUUGCAGCCAAAGCUAGCGCAAAGAGAUAACUAGUUUUGGGAGGGUUGGGAAUGGGUUUCCAAACCCAUCUGGCCAAUUAGUACCAGUAACCACUAGCUUGUAAGUUGACUUUCCAAAUUUUAUUGAUCAGCCUACAUCAGCCAAAUUCAAACAGCACUGGUCUUGAAAUAGAAUCUUUUAAAAAUAUAACUUGCUGCUCUAGCUCACUGAAGCGAAUAACGUGCCGUUGGUCUUCAGAAUUUGCUAGAACGCCGGGUGUUUCAGGACAACUAUUCCGAAGAUGUUUAUUAUGUCAUCCCUGCUCUCCCACCGGGCCUGACCUAGUGUGUUUAGUGCUAUUAUUGCCGUGAAAUACUGUGACGGUUGGAUCCCACAGAGAAGCACUUGGCAGGGCAAAGCAUUCCUCUCUGGAGAGAGCAGACAGUGGAGGUCCAUCACCACCUAAAUAAACAGUAGCAAGCAGUGCAACAUGCAAAUAGGGGGCAAGAACAAAACAAUAGAAAAAGUCCACUUGCCUCCUCCUUUUCCUUCUUGAACAAGUUGAGUGCGGUUUGCGAUUUGAGACUAGAUGAAUGUGAUUUUUUCAAAUCCUUGGGAUCAUUACUAUCUUUAUGACGUGACCAAGCUCAAGCGGAUAAGAGUUUGGAUGGUGGUGUGUGUUGAAUUUAGAAAACUAGGCUUCUGGGUUUUGGUAACACUUCAUGGCUAUCAUCAGACCAUUCCAACCAAACAACAGAAGUGCAACUAGUGGCGUUUCCCAGGUUCCCUCUGAAAAAUGUCAGCUACUACCAUACAAGGUACUGAUUUAGAAGUACUCUGAGAUAACAGAGCGUUGUCUUUCACCAUCUAGCUGUAUUGAGUCUGCUAGUUGUUGGGUCUGUGUCUUCUUCUGCAUUAAGUGGACUGCCACACCCCAAGCUACCAUUUAGCUAUUUUAUACUGGGGGGAACAGUUGUGGGUGGGUGGGGGGACACAAAGCUUUUUUCUACUGCGUAUGGUGUCCUAAUCCUGUCUGUGGAAUUUGGCUUGUCAAGAAUCUCAAAGUUGAUGAUGUGUGUUUUGUUGUCACAGGUAUAAACAAGAGAUUUGCAAAAUGCAUUUCAUAGCGGCCAGUUUUGACAGUUUUGCUGAGCAGGAAAUUAGCAUGUCUAAGAGCACAAGGACAGGCCUAGUUUAAAAUCCAUUGACUACUUCUUCAGCAUUGGCUACUAAAAGGUUCUACAUCUUUCCACCCUGUGAUAUUAUCACUCAUGCCCACCCACCGUUCUAUACACUUGUGAAGAGAUGGGUCUUAGUUAUUUCUGAAAUACAACUAGUGGGAAAUAGGUCAUCUGGUUAAGGCUGCCAGGGCUUGAAAUCCACAGUAGGCCCAAGCAAUUAUCCACUUCAUUAGUUACCUUAGAAGUCCUUGCUAGGUCCUGUGGCAAUUGAUCUUUGCUCCAUCUGAGAAAGAAAAUUAGACAAGACAACACCUGUCUAGAAUGAGAAGAAAUUAGCAUCCCAAGAGUUACAUUUUAUACAACGUUGGCCCAUUUCACAAAUUAAAAGUUUCUUUUCAUGCUGACCUAGGAUGCAUACCAAGUACAUUAUGGACACAUUUGAGCACUGGCAGAAUUGAAAACAUAUCUCUGAAAUGGUUGGCUGGUGAAGUUAAGCUUUGCUGAUAGGCAUUGCUCAGUUUCCAGGCACACCUGAUUACAUUUCUCCAAGCACUUUCAUAGUCUCUAAUUGAAUCCUGACUCAUUUGAUGACACCUUUGUGUACAUGGGCUAUUAUUUCCCUAACUGGGCUAAUUCAGACACCUCAGUCAUUGCCUCUUUACGCUUUUAGCCCAUUUCUUGAGGCUCAAUAAAUCAGGUGUUGAUUGUAAACGAACCUCAGAUUGUACAGCUCCGUUAUUUUUUCUAUAUUAAACACACACAACCUAUACAUAUCAUUACUUUUUUAUUUUCAAAACACAUUCCUGUCAUAAUACCCAUUUUUAUACUGCUGAAUCAGUCUCAUUUGCUGGCUUCUUAAAAGUUGAUUUGUGUGUCGUUUCGUGUUCCUAACCUGCUUUUUUUUUAAGAACAGCAGUUUUGGUUUUGCGCGGGGAGUGGGGGGGAAAUACAGUUGAUAUUUGUGUUACUCUCUCAGGUAUUUGAACGCAGCAGGAUGUCUUCAUACGAUAAGCAUGGAAUGCAAUAAUGUAUUUUGGGCAUGAGGUUCACCAGAGGAUGUACCCUGAGCACAACUAAGUUUUUGUUCUGAAAUGAUGCAAACCUGGGUAGGUGAUUGGAUUCAGGGUGGCAGUUUAAAGGUCUCGACUUUGAGGAAAUUAUCUGUGUCUUUUUUUUAGCCAGUGCGGAGUAAGCAGGGCCUCAAAUUCUUUUUCCCACCUGCUAAGUCAUAAAGAAAUUGGGAAUCUGAAAUCAGGCUUGAUGGGAUGUUCUUAGCCUUACACCAUUUCACCACAGGUGUGAAAGUUACCUCUCUCCAACCUACGUUCCAUAUACAGGUGCCCUGUUUGGAGCCCUUAGGGAAGUGCAUAUGCCUCAGGGUGAAUGUCACUGAGAGGCUCAUGACAAAAAUUUAGCCCAGUGCAAUAAGGCUUUGUGCCUAGAGGCUAAUAAGGGCACAAGCCUGUUUCAUUCCAAAAUCACAGUCAUCAGGCUUUUCCUGGAAUAGGGUUCUGAGCUUCUAACUAGUCUACAAGGGGCCUUCAGAGAUCAAAUAUGCUGUAGAUUUCAACUUCUAUGACCAUGUUGUGCAUUAAGGCAAUUCCACAUGACUUGUCACCUUGUCUUCUUCAUUCUAUAAAUGCUCCCAUCCUACAUAAGAAUUUUUUUUUCACUCAUGAGGAAGCAAUCCACAACCAAAAACAGUGUUGGUAUUUCACAGUAAUUAUACCUGCCUUUUUAUGUAUGAUGGUUUCAUAUCAUUUAUUUUUAAAAAAUAUAUUUUUAGGGAUUUUUUUUUCAUUGUAAUAUUAUUGUACAGUUUUGCAUGGCCUAGAUGUAAUCACUUUUUUUGUUUUGUUUUAGAGUAUAAAAGCUGACAAGUGUGCGUGUGGGGAAAAGGUUUCUGCUUUUUGCCUCUUCUCACUCUUCUCUUAUUUUUGAUUUAUGUCCUCAAUGUUGUAGAGGACAUUGUAAGAGAUUCUCUGCUCCAGAACAAUGAUGUAGAGUCUAUUGCACAGAAAUAUUUAAGGUGGAUCAGUCAAUGAUGUAAUAAAUGACAGGUCACCAAUAUUUUAUGUUGGUAACACUUAAUAUUAACCUACUUUGAUGUAUUGCAAUAAAACAGGGAACUAUUAGAAAUACAGGUGGUUUGUCUUUUUUCCUACCCCACCAGAUUUUUAUGAGGCAAGCGGGGCUGCAGAGGAUAUGUUGGGAUAGUCACAUAACUUCAGCGAUUGAAAGUUUUGUUCCUUUCAGCAGGUGGUUUCUUUUUGGAUUGCUUUCCCUGCAUCUAGCUGCUUCAAGCCAUGAGCCAUCACACCCAUCGACGAUGAUACAACUAUGGGGAGGCCCAAGCUAGGAGAUGCAGAAGGAAUACACUGGGUUUGGGGGAAACUCAGACCUUGAAGGCCAUUAGGAGCACAGCAUUCUACAAACCAGGCCCCCAACCAUUAGAGAGGAAGGGCAGCAGAAAUAAAAUAAAAAGCAGGUUGUGGUAAGUAGCUUUCAAAUGCACAAGAUAGAACUCCUCUUGAACAGAAAACUGAGUUUUUCAUUAAGAACCUUCUGCCACACGAUUUCCCGUUCAGAAGCUUCGUGGUUUUUCUGAUUCCAGAGUCUCACAGAGAAAGGAUGCAGCGUUCGCUUUUCAUAAUGCUCCACCCCUAUAACCACAGCUACUGGACAGGAGAAGGGUGCAUCACAUCCUGCACUUGGUUGUGCAAAAGGGUCUGUGAGUGGCGCACGUAAUGGUCCCCAUGUGAUAGUCAUGCCAUGAAGGGUCUGAUUUUAAUCAGCACAAAAUCAGGCACACUUAAAUGCACAGUGAAGUCCAUUGAUUGGAUGCAGUCAGCGGAUUUAACCACACAUAGCUUUGUGUGGUUAUUCCUUUAGACUUCCUUCUCUUCCACCCUUAGCAGAGAAAACUUCCUUGUUAAUGUUGCCUAGUUCCAAAGAUAACAACACGGAGUCGUUUCACACACUGAAGUUUUUGUGGUCUCUCCUUUUUGGCUGAUUUCUGACGUGUUUUCCCCAGGAAACUCCUGUUUACAAAAGAAACAGCAGCAGCACAGCUAAUGCAUGGUUGGCAAUGCCUCUAAUAGCACUUAUACAACCCCCUAUUUUUUUAUUUGUCCUUGACAUUAGCUGGGUUAAGACAGAAUCCAAAUUCCUGAAAAAAACAAUUCCCAGAUGGCAGAUGCUUUGAUCAGAAAGUAGGUCUUUCCAUGCAAAUUACUUUUUAUAAUAGCUCAGUGUGGAAACCCUACUAGAACUGGUUUUAAGGUAGAGGUUAUUUGGGGGGGGGGCGGGUUCCAGCCCUGGUUUUGAGGCGGUUAGAAAGCUUACAUGUGUUUGGCUCAACAAGUCCCCUUGUCAGCUUUUUAUACUUUUUAUCAGUGCUUUAACCAUCUCUUCAUAAUUCACCUUUGCCACCCCCCUCCAAAUUACAUACUUUAAAAUGUUUCUUUUUUGGAGAAUCAAAGUGUAAAAAGCAUUUCCUAGUUUGAAUAUCUCAAACUGCAAAUGGUUUACAUGCCAGAUCAGCCAACAUUUUAACUGGAAUUAAAUAUAGAAGCUUAAAAGGAUACAAACUUCAGUUAUUCUUCUCAUAAAGUCAAUUUUUAAAUGAAGUUAACAGAGCACAACUGCAAAGAGCAGCCCAGGGGAAAAUGUAAGUUCGCUACAGUCCUCAAUAUGCAUGCAAGGGGGUUGCAUACUUAAGCCCUGCCUGCCAAGGUGGCACAACUCCCACCAUCACCAUGCAUGCAGAGACCUAACUCCUGCUCUGUGAGGCUUUCCUUGCAAUGGAAAACCCUAAUUGCGGAGGGUUAUAAAUCACCCAAGGUGCCACCACCUGUAGAGCAGGCUCCUGGCCUCAAGCUAUGCACCAACAUGGCAACAGUGGGAGGAGUUGUGCAGCUCUGGCAGGCAGCUCUGGCACACAAGUAACACCUAAAGGGGGCUUGCAUCACACUUGUGAAACUUAUACACUGAAAGAGCAGCACUAGGAAUUAAUCGAACAAUAGGGGCAAGUAAGUAAACUCCCUGCAUUCUUGCCAUCAUCUAACUAGCAUUCCUACAUGCAGCAUGUCAAAUAAGUGGGCGCUCAUCAUGCAAAAUGGUAAGAGAAGCUGUAUUGUGAACCACUUGCAUGGAACAGUGUGCCACACAAUUUGGGCAGAUUCAUAAAAUCGUAACAACACAACUCUUUUGUAAUGGUUUGCAUUUGGGUGGUUAAUAACCUCCCAAAAACAUAGGUGAUAGUGUCCACCCCCCUGACUUGCUAAAUGUCUCAUUAUUCAAAUGAAUAGGGCCAAAUGGUGCCAGGCCAGAACCGUGUUACUAUGAAUUGAAGUUCAUAAAAUCUGAAUGGUCCAAGGAAAUUUUGCCCUUGCUCGUGUAAACUGGAAUUCAGGGUCAAACACAGAAACUGAUUCACAUACUGUACUUCUUCAUGCAACACAUAAUUUACAAAAUGCGUCUCUCCAAGAUGUCAUGAUAGCCUAAGACUUUUUUCUUUUUUUAAAAAAAAGGAUUUGAACGAAAUAAUGGAGGAUAAGCAGCCAUGACUUCUAAACUGGACUGUUACAUUCAAAGGCAUUCCCUGAAUACCAUGGGCUAAGCAUAAGCCAACAAGGAAGGAUUUAUAAAUUCUUAUGGCACAACUGCAUGACAUUCCCAUAACUUACCAGUCCAAUACAAUCUAAUUAUCAUCUUCACCAUGGGUGGAGAUGGAAGAUCUCUUUGAGCAAUGGGAUAACUACUAUUGUCUGCCCAGCCAGAUACUGCUUCCCUGCUUUAAAGGUGAAAAACUAAAAUCGUCAGCAGUAUAUUGUGCUUAUGAAACAAAGUAAUUAAGAGGCAUUACUGGAACAGAAUCAGAGUAAGCAGAAGUGAAAAAAUACCCAUACACUUGCUUCUUCUACCAGGUCAGUAAACCACAGCCAAGACACCUUCUGGACAAGUACUUCUUUAUUGGAAAUCGGUUGAAAGUUGUACAGCUACAACUAACUGUUGUACAAAAAAACCCCUCCCAAAAUACAUUUGCCGAGUUGCCUCCAAUUGCUUAAAGUUGUGCGUUCAGCUACUUUAAUGUAUAUUAUGCUUUCCAACAAAAUCUUGAAACACCACUGAUAACACAGCAGUAUCAAUCUCCCCACAUCCAUCAAAGGUCGCAUUACGAAGUUGCAGGCAUGAAGGUUUCUAUAAAUGCCACAGUUAAGAGCUUUGGCUUUUCUUAAUUCUCCAUUUAACGAGAGAACCCCAUUAACUACAUUGCAUAUACAUUCAGCUCAAGAGAAUCAGACGGCUGCCACAUUUGAAAGUAGGGCAUUCUACAUACGCCACUGCACCACUUUCUAUCAGAUCCUUGAAACAAUUCACUUUCCUUGAAAACUUAAGAGACUGAAGGCAUAAAAUAGGCUAUGUACACAUCUUACACUGCACCAUCAGGAAAUCCAGACCUUCAUGGAUUCCCAGCAAGCAUCAUACAAAAAUAGGAUUCUCUUAUGAGUUGUGUUGGCAAUCUACACUUCAUAGUAUGAAACCAUUUGUAUCCUGCCUUAGAAGAAGAAAAAUUAAAGGACCUCUGGGGGGGGGAAGGGGGGGGAGAAACCACAGACAUUUGGAGAACUACGAUUUCAAUGCCAACUUGUUUUGGUUCUCUUUCCACAGACCCCUUGCUUUGUUUUGUUUUCAAUAAAAAACAAAUUGGUACACACCUAUCAGUAUUAAAAUCUGAAAAAGAGAGCAGAUACCUGGGACAGAGCUGCCUAAUCUUCCCUCACAAUCCCUACACUAGGCUACAACCA